AUGUAUGACUUCCAAGGUAACCCCAAGAAGUCUGGAGGAGAUGCAAUUGUAACCCGAUUGCACAACAGGGCACUUGAAGCAGGUGUGGCUGGACGAGUGGUGGAUCACCUUAAUGGCUCCUACUCUGCUGUAUUCUCUUUACUCUGGGAAGGAAGUGCACAGGUUGAGGUUACGCUUGUCCACUCAAGCGAGGCUAUCACAGUCCUCCGUAGGCUAAACAGAGAAGAGCCUGAUAGGACUAUCUUAAAGAGCCUCUUCCACUCAGGUUCAAUCUCUGAAACUACCAUCUGUAAUAUUUGUCUACGUCAAACCAACCAGCCACAGUGCAACUACACUGACCUCCGUACUGGUGACCCAUGGUUCUGCUACAAGCCAAAGAAACUGAGCUGUGAUGACAGGAUGAACCACAUGAACGGAGGAAUGCGUAUAAAACUCAAGGCUAAUGAGGCGAACCUUUUCAAAAGCAAUGUCAACAUGCAAGUCUUCAUUCAGGCUUCAGGACCGGCCAAUGUUACUGUGCUGCCUCCAAGGAAAGAGCAACCCAUGGAUAGUCUAGGCAGUGGGAAGUCUGGACUCUCUGGGUAUUACUACCAGGGUGUGUGGCGACCACUAGGUGGCACCAAAGUCUACCAAUUCAACAACUCCUCUGCCAUCAGUCAGUGUCUGAAAGGAAAGGUGGUCCACAUGUAUGGAGACUCCACCGUCAGGCAGUGGUUUGAGUACCUUGAUGCUUCACUUCCAGAUGCUAAAGAGAUAAACCGGAAUAAUCCGAAGAAAUCAGGACCUUUCAUGAUAUGGGACAAUGCAAAAAACAUCUUGGUGAAGUUCCACUUACACGGUCCUCCUCUUAGUGUUUCCAUCCAUAUCCCAACCAGUGAGCUGCGUUACAUUGCCAAUGAAAUAGAUGAUGUAGUUGGUGGCACCAACACAGUUGUAAUUUUUGGCAUCUGGGCCCACCUCACUCCUUUCCCAAUGCAAUUCUACAUCAGAAGGCUUUACGGCAUCCGCAGGGCGGUGAUUCGUCUGUUAAACAGGGCUCCAGACACGCUGGUGGUCAUCAGGACUCCAAACCUCAGAGGUACAAACCCCUAUAUAUUUACCUUUAAUGACUGGUAUGCUAUUCAACAGGACAAGGUGGUCAGAGCUGUGUUCAAAGGACUUAAUGUUCAGCUGGUGGAUGCCUGGGAGAUGGUUCUGGCCCACCACCUGCCUCACUACAUUCACCCACCUCCUCCCAUCAUUAAGAAUAUGGUUAACAUUAUAUUGUCACACAUGUGCCCCCAAUAGUGCAUUUAAUAAUAA
Labrus bergylta (ballan wrasse) is the source of this 1302-nucleotide messenger RNA. The record is from RefSeq and is a predicted model, not a curated record. Lineage: Eukaryota; Metazoa; Chordata; Actinopteri; Labriformes; Labridae.